CACAAUUCUUUAUUCUUUAUUUUUGUUGUUGUUUUUUUUUGAGGACAGCUGAAUUUCUGAAACACAAUUGUAUUUGAUUGAUUAAACAGAAUUUUAUUCAAUUUCCUUUGCCAUAAUAAUAAUCUAAAUUUCCAUUUAUCCGGAAAAUGCCUCUAUUUUCAUCAAAAUUUUCAUUUAAAAAAUCUCAAUCACGACGACGACAAUCAUCUCGACCAAUGAUUGUGGAAAAUAAUGAAGACGACAGUGAUAAAUCGAUUACAUCGAAUGAAGAUGAUGAAGAUGAUGAUAAACGACAAAAUGUAUUGGAUAAGAAACAAUCAAAGAUAAAUGAUCAUGAGAAAAAUACAGAAAUUAUUGAAUUACCAAAAAAUAUUACGAAUAAACGAAGAAAAAAACAAUCAAAUAAUAAUCAAUUGAUGUCGCCAAAAACUAAACAACAAACACAACAAGGUGAUGAUAGUGAUCAAAUGAUUUUAAUAAUCAAUACUGAUCAUCGAUAUCGUUUUGAUCCUCGUCAUGGUAUAUGGAAUGAUUUAAAAGCCACCAUGAUGAUCACUAAAACUAUCGAAGAUGACCAAUUGAAAAAUUCAACAAAUUCAAUUGAUAAUGAUUCAGAAAAACAAAUUAAAAAUCUAUUAAAAUCAAUAGAAACAUUACAGGAAGAGAAUCGAUUAUUGAAAUUAAAAAUUGAAAUUCUUAUCGAAAUGGUUACAGAAACAACAGCUGAAUUAAAUCUUAGCGGUAAUAAUAAUAAAAGUACCAUUACCGCUACCACCACCGCUACUGCUAAGACAAGAAAAUAAUGAAACGUUCGAUGGUUUUUUUGUAAAUUUUCAAAAAAUUUUCUUUUUUUAAUAAUUUUCCUGAAA
Messenger RNA from Dermatophagoides farinae (American house dust mite), 869 nucleotides. RefSeq lists its product as uncharacterized. Lineage: Eukaryota; Metazoa; Arthropoda; Arachnida; Sarcoptiformes; Pyroglyphidae. The record is from RefSeq and is a predicted model, not a curated record.